AUGACUAAAACCGAGCGACCAGGUCUCGUUUGGGAAAGCGGGUUAUUUGCUCCUUCACCAGCCUGGGAAUCCGAACCUAGCCUCGAUGUUAUCUCGAAAGUUGUCCAAGAGACUUUGAGUCUCAGCUCCGACGAGUGCAGCGUCUCGUUUCUCGAUGCUGGCGCUAUCAACAGGGCUUACACUGUUCAAGUCAAAGACGAGAAGAACAAGUACAUCAUGAGAGUCUCCCUGCCUCUCGAUCCUAAGAACAAGACAGCUUCUGAGGUCGCCACCCACAAGUGGCUCGGCAAGACUAGCAUCCCUGUGCCUGAAAUUAUCGCAUUUGAUGAUUCCAACAAGAACCUGAUCGGCUAUGAGUGGAUUUUGAUGCAGUACAUGCCUGGCCAGUGUCUUUACAGCAGAUGGCGCAAGAUCCCCUGGGAGGAUAAGAUUGCUCUGGUCAAGAAAGUCGCAGACUGCCAACUGGAGUUGAUGAAGUCGCCCUUCAAAACCAUCGGCUCGUUGAGAGAGACAGAAGCAGGAAUAGCACCCGGUCAUUGCGUUGCCCAGCAAUUCGUUGUUGGAGACUCUUUCGACUACGACGUACCGCGAGGACCUUUUAGUUGCAGUCGCGACUGGGCCAAGGCCCGCGCUGGCGUCGCCAUCCAUGAACACACCGCGAGCAUCAAGAAGGCUGAGGACGACGAGGACGAUGAGUACGACAAGGAUGAUCUGGAAGACUUGGAAGGUUACCUGCAUGCUGUAGAGCGGCUUGCCGAGAUGGCACCUCUAGUGUUUCCUGAGGAAACCGAAGACACAGCACUUCGACAUAUGGACCUGUCUUUGCGCAACAUGAUGGUAGAUGAAAACAAUCAGUUGUCCGGGAUUAUCGAUUGGGAGUUCGCUUUGGCGGUGCCGCUUUGGGCCGCUACUGAGAUACCGAAGUUUCUAGAAGGUAAAAAGUGCGAUGAGAAGCCAGAUCUCGAUGAGUACGCGCCUCCUGAACCAGACGCAGAAGACAAAGAUGGCCUGGAUGACGAAGGAAAGUCUUCGCUGUACUGGGAUGACUUGAUGGAUUAUGAGAUGACUCAGUUACGGAAGGUCUAUAAGGACUAUAUGGCCGAACGACAGUGCCCUUCUGAUGUUCACGAGAACGGCGGAGUCAAGAACGACUUCCUUGAGGCAAUCGACGAUUGCAGUAUCGGGUGGGGCACUCGCCGAACUGAAGGUUGGCUUGAUGAGAUUGAAAAGGGGAACUUUGUUCGAUUUCAAAAGGAAGGUUAG
Fusarium coffeatum is the source of this 1263-nucleotide messenger RNA. RefSeq lists its product as uncharacterized. Bases 1 to 1263 code for a protein of 420 amino acids. Lineage: Eukaryota; Fungi; Ascomycota; Sordariomycetes; Hypocreales; Nectriaceae. The record is from RefSeq and is a predicted model, not a curated record. The transcript has a single exon.